AUGGUUGGAUGUCGAUGAAGUUAAUAUUAAUAUGCUUAAAUCGCUAUAUUGCUCUGUUGCCAGAAUCCUUGCUGUGCAUAGUGGUGGUAAAGAGGCUCUUACAGCUGACUCUGAUGUAACAUCUGUCAGAUUAGUUAACAGUGCGAUAGGGACUGUUAUAGAUAUUCUUUUUGCAGAAAAUCAAGGACCUUCUUCACUUCCCAUUGCUAUACUCAUUGCAUUUGAUAACUAUAGUAGCCCUUCGAUUGAAACUCCAAUAGGGAUUAAUAUUGUACCAAUUCCACCUAUCAGGCACACUUGGAAAGGCAAAUCUGGCUCAUGCUCAUGUCAACAAAUUCCUAUCUUCCUUGCAUGGGCUAUUACAGUUCACAAGAGCCAAAGGCUCACUCUGCCAAAAGCU
Ambispora leptoticha is the source of this 400-nucleotide messenger RNA. The record is from the annotation of a GenBank genome assembly. NCBI's taxonomy places the organism in Eukaryota, Fungi, Glomeromycota, Glomeromycetes, Archaeosporales, Ambisporaceae.